Lolium rigidum is the source of this 1648-nucleotide messenger RNA. RefSeq names its product splicing factor 1-like. The transcript has 6 exons. Lineage: Eukaryota; Viridiplantae; Streptophyta; Magnoliopsida; Poales; Poaceae. Bases 137 to 1234 code for a protein of 365 amino acids. The record is from RefSeq and is a predicted model, not a curated record.
UCGAUAGAUAGCCCAUCGACAUUCCCCUCCUCUCCUUCUCCGUCCCACGACUCCCACCUCGCGCAUACUCCUUUCAUUGCUCCUUUGCCGGCCGAGAGUCAUCAAGAAGGGCGGAGGAUCAUCGGAAGUGGAGGAAAUGACGAUGGAGUGGUCUGACGGCGGCGAGGACUUCCUGCUGCCCGACGAGUUCCUCGACGACGACUUCUUCUCCGAGGAGGAGAAGGCGGCCGUGGCCGCGCGCAGCGAGAGCGACGAGGAGGACUCCAUGGCCGGCCUCUCCCGCCGCCUCGCCGGCCUCCUCGGUGACGGUGGCCUCGCUGUCCCGCCUCCCAAGGAGGAGGUGAGUUCCGGGUCCCCGAAAUCCACGCUGUAUGGCCUGCCCAAGUCCGGCCAGGAGAGCCCCAACGGCGGCGCGUCGCAGGGCAACUCCCCGCCGUCCUCGCCGCUGGAGCAGAAGCCGACCGACCCGUGGGACCUCCUGUACGAGGCUGCCGGCGAGGUGGCGCGCAUGCGCGUGAACAACACAGUCCCUGUCCCGAGUAACCCGUACGGCUUCCACGGCCACGCUGGCUUCGCGCCGCCGCCGCGCAACACUUCACCGCCUCCUCCCGUGGCAGCACCAGCCGGCGGCGCGUACUACCACCCGUUCGCCCACUUCAUCACGCAGCGCCAGAUACAGGCGGCCAGGUUCCAUCUCCUGAAACAGCAGCAGCUCCUCAAGCAGCAGCGGGAGCGGCAGCUCUUCGCGGCCGCCGCCUGGGGCGUGCGCCGCAACGCCGCAGUCAAAAGGCCAAGCGGCGGCGGCAGCGGCGCAGCGCCCAUCGACCUUAGCCCGGCGGCGUUUCCACCGCUCCUGAAGACGCAGCUGCAGCGCGCGCCGCCACCUCCCCCACACGCCGCCGGCGCCGGCAUGCGCGCCGUGUUCCUCACCCCGCCGGGCGCCAAGCGCGAGCGCAACGGCACCGGCGUCUUCCUCCCGCGGCCGGCCGGCGCGCCCGCGGAGCCCAAGAAGAAGACAAGCUGCUCGACGGUUCUUGUCCCCGCCCGUGUCGUGCAGGCCCUGAAUCUCAACCUCGACGACCUCGGCGCCCAGCCGCGCUACCCCGGCGGCUUCGUUCUCGACCACGAUGCUUUGAUUAGUCGGAGCAACGCCAUGAUCGCAAGCCAGAAGCUUCGGGCAGCGCAGUCUUCCUCGCCGCCGCAACCCUCCCAGGCGCUCUGCCACAGCUCGUGAACCCAGUCGCCGGCCGGAGCAGUUGGAGGGAGGAGCCACCGUUGAAGCGGCAACGUCUCUGCAUCUGCUCUUGGUCUAGUUUAAUAAUAAUUUCAACAAUAAAAAUCGGUACCGGUACGUUGUGUUAGGUCGUAGUACUAGCAAUAUAAGUAGGAUUAAGCAGUAGUGUAGCGUCAGGAUUUUUAGGUGCGUUCUCAUUUUGGAUUGGUGAUACAUUGUUUUUUGGGUGAAGCGGCGGGGCAUGGAUGACGAACGAAGAAAUCCAUGUCCUGCUAGUUUGGUUCGUAGAAAUAAUAAGUGGUACUUUUGGAGUUGAGAGAGAUGUUGAAUCGGUUUGUAGUAAGAAAGAAGAUAAAUGUUGAGUGGAACUGGGCUAAUCUUGCAGAAGCAGAAAUAAAGAGACCCUUUUUCUUU